CUUAAACAGUCAUGAAGAUGACCGACACCAGUCACAUCGAGCAGAUUGAAACCUUACUGGAUGGAGUGGCCUUCUAGUUUGAUCUCUACUCGGCUUAAAUUCCAAAAAUUUGUCUAUUGCUUCAUCUUCAACCAAAGCAGAGGGAGAAAGAAAUGCACGUCUUUAACAGAACCUCUCAGUUUUUGUUCCUUCCUUCUCAUCAUGUAUCAAGAAUCUCUCUUAAAAUUCCCUUCUUCAUAAACUCGUAAGGGAACAAUCUCUUGGCAAAGAUGAACAAACAUAAAUGCAUGGUUCUGGGAAACAAAAAAUGUCCCCACAUGCCCGCUCGCGCUCAAGUAAGCACAUAUGCGUUCAAGUGAACAUUCAUAAGCAAACUUGGAUGCAAAAUAAGGUCUGAGAUUGAAAGCAUAGGGCUCAGUUAGGGUAGCAAAAGGAUGUUUGCUUGUGCAUGAAGGUGAAAUACUCGGAAAUUAUUAGCAAGAGAAGACAAUGCAGUAUGAAUAAAUGGUUAAUGUUACUCCUUGUAUGGUUCAGCUUCUACAACCAUUGAAAGUGAUUUUGUUUGCAUAGUCAUUUGUCACCGAUCAAAAUGUUGAAUUUUGCAUCCAAUUGCCUAGCUGGAAGUGCUAGUAUGAACAAUUCUACAAAGCCUACUCAACUCCCAUCAGAAUACUCCGAUGAUGAGGCAUCUUCUGUUGUUAGCACAGAAGAAGCUCUAGAGUGCCCAAUAUGCUGGGAAUCCUUCAAUAUUGUGGAAAAUGUGCCUUAUGUUUUAUGGUGUGGCCAUACUCUUUGCAAAAAUUGCGUCCUAGGGCUUCAAUGGGCUGUAGUGAAAUUCCCCACAUUACCUAUUAAGCUUCCUCUCUUUAUUUCUUGCCCGUGGUGCAAUUUAUCAUCUUUCCGCUUUGUUUAUAGAGGGAACCUCAAAUUUCCUCGCAAGAAUUAUUUUCUACUUUGGAUGGUUGAGAGCAAGAAUGGUGACAGAGACAAGUCUCCUGGCACCUUCUGUGAAGACCACCAACCCCACUGGUCAUCGGACAGUAAUUUAGCUCAUGGAAGUAAGGUAAGCCGUGGUAACAUCCGGAGAGGACAAUAUAUUCAUCACUCUGAACCAUCAGGGACACACCAUGAUCAUAAUCAUGUCAACAGUUACCUUAAUGUGGAGAGAAUACAUUCUUCCCUUCAGAAAUCACUGGCUUUCUUUGUUAGUCUGACAGCAAAGUUCCCAUUGGUCAUCAUAUUCCUUUUGAUCAUCUUAUAUGUAAUACCUGCCAGUGCAAGCAUUUUGGCCCUGUACAUUCUUAUCACUGUUCUGUUUGCCCUCCCAUCAUUUCUCAUUCUUUACUUUGCUUAUCCUAGUUUGGAUUGGCUUGUGAGAGAAAUCAUCACUUGAUAUGCAAUUUAGUGUCGUAAUCUGUAACCAUUGUGAGUAGAAGUUUGCACCUAGGAAGUCGCACAUCUUUUUCUUGGUGACGUGAACUUGGUAAUUCAACGACUUUCCAGUCUCCAAGACUACAUCACUCGUUGGCAUCAAAGCUCCUCGGUCCUACUAUCCCCUAUAUCUUCCAUGGUUAGAAGCUCUUCUGCUCUUGUAGGAUUUUGCUGGUGUUAGGGCUGUUUGUGGUGGCAAUGGGGUUCGGUGGUAAUAAUGGUCCCACCAAAAUUGUUUCCUUAUGGAUGUGCAAUGCUCUUGUAAGUAUCUGAAAUAUUAGUAGAGUGUGAGGGCUAUCACCCAAAAGCUUGUUUUCUUGGUUGUAUCUUUAUUAUUGUUCUAUUCGAUGUGUCUAACUAGGAAUUUUUUGUUUUAUGAUGGGUUUUGAAACGAAGUGAUAAAAACCAGAGUCAUUUCA
This is a messenger RNA of Populus euphratica (Euphrates poplar), 1850 nucleotides long. RefSeq lists its product as uncharacterized. Bases 590 to 1393 code for a protein of 267 amino acids. The record is from RefSeq and is a predicted model, not a curated record. The transcript is spliced from 4 exons. NCBI's taxonomy places the organism in Eukaryota, Viridiplantae, Streptophyta, Magnoliopsida, Malpighiales, Salicaceae.